AUGUUGAACCAAGUAACUCGUCUAGCUACAAGAAGAGCCUUCUCUCAAACUGCUCGUGCAAAUGGCCAUUUCGCUGAAGGUGUUUACAGUAAUAUUCCUUUCAAAGUCCAUAACAGAAAGAUCCCAUACGGUGUCAUCCAUUUUGGUUUCUUUACUGUUGGUUUUUCUGUCCCAUUCCUAAUCACAUGGGCUCAUCUAAAGAGAUCUGGGUUCUAA
Messenger RNA from Henningerozyma blattae CBS 6284, 216 nucleotides. RefSeq names its product cytochrome c oxidase subunit VIII (gene COX8). Gene Ontology annotation, biological process: mitochondrial electron transport, cytochrome c to oxygen. NCBI's taxonomy places the organism in Eukaryota, Fungi, Ascomycota, Saccharomycetes, Saccharomycetales, Saccharomycetaceae. The coding region runs from base 1 to 216 and encodes 71 amino acids. The transcript has a single exon. The record is from RefSeq and is a predicted model, not a curated record.